Molecule: messenger RNA, 1354 nt
Organism: Mya arenaria
Lineage: Eukaryota; Metazoa; Mollusca; Bivalvia; Myida; Myidae
Exons: 2
Coding region: 449-1252 (267 amino acids)
Source: RefSeq, a predicted model, not a curated record
UAUGGCAUCAAGUUUUGAAUCCUCCAUUCAGAGAGGCUGUGAUUUCAUCUACGAUUUUGCCUGUUCUCCUUGCGAAGAAAAUGGACUAAACACGGAAGCUCAACAUUUCUGUAAUCAGUGCACGAAAUAUUACUGCGAUAAUUGUGUUUCAAUACAUAAUGGCUUAUACAACAGACAGUCGGUGCUUGAUAGGAAGGACGUUAAGAAUGGACGGCGGUACCAGGGAUGGUGGGGAAAAAAUAAAACAAGCAAUCGAAAUUCUGCAAAACAUGUCUAAUGUUGCAAAAUACAAUAUAAAAUUUCGUAAAAAUGAUGUAAUAGAAGAUAAUUUGUCGUCUAUGACGAAAUUUGGAAAGUUAAAUUAAUCGAAGGUAAACAAGUUCUUACAUCAUUUUUCUCCCGAGAUCAUGUAUUCACUACCCAUGGUUACAAGGAGUACAACGCGAAGAUGAGUACAGACACAGAAACAUGUAAUAUUGAAGGGAUAUGUGAGCUAUCUGGUGGAGAAGUUGUUAUUUCAGACUGGGGGAACUGUAAAGUGAAACUACUGGACCAGGAGUACCUGGUUGUGGGCCACUGUGAUGUCCCGAUGCAUCCAUUUGACGUGUGCCACAUUGGCGGGAAUGAGGUUGCCGUUUGUGUUAACAAUCUUGAUGAAAGACGCGAACUUCAUUUCAUUAACAUUUCAAAAGGGAAACUUGUGACUGCGAGAAAGUUAAGUUUUACCCAUAGCUGUUACGCCACAGCUCACCACGGGAACAAGCUGUACAUUUCAUCCUAUACCGCGCUGUACGUCUACACGAUGACGGGGAAGCUUGUAAAGAAGCUGUACGAGAAUAAGUCAGGUGAUUACACGGUGCAGAGAAUUGCCAUCAGUAACGACGGGAAGACUAUCUACAUCACAAACGACUCAAACCAUCAACUAAUCACCCUGGACAACCUCGGCAACAAGCUGACCACACUCACUAAUGUGAAGGGAUUGUGUACUUUUUGUUAUUAUUAUUAUUAUACUAGUCCUGACUUGGUGCGACCUUACGGAGUACACGCGACAACUGCUGGACACGUGUUUGUUUGUGGCUUUGAUUCUGACACAGUACUGCAGGUUGACAAGGACAGGAGGACGAAGUUGGCUACACUGGCCAGGGCACAAGACGGGGUGUACGGACCUUAUGCUUUCUUCUUCAGCAGGCGUACUUCCUCCGUGAUUGUUGGCGGAUUGAAAGACACGCUCCUCGGCAUCAAAGUACGAUGAAUAAUAACAAUAGAUCCACUUACUAGUGACAAAAAUAUAAUUUCAUUUAAUAUAACAGAUCAGUUUUUACUUUGACCUUUUUCGUGUACGUAUUUACCCUUU